Purpureocillium lilacinum is the source of this 3435-nucleotide messenger RNA. RefSeq lists its product as uncharacterized. Lineage: Eukaryota; Fungi; Ascomycota; Sordariomycetes; Hypocreales; Ophiocordycipitaceae. The record is from RefSeq and is a predicted model, not a curated record. Gene Ontology annotation, cellular component: Golgi apparatus.
AUGUUUCAGAGAAUACGAGGCGCCAUCGACCGGACCAUUGCCGAGGAGCAGGCCCGCCAGCAGAAGAUCACCGAUGGGGGCAGCGCCGCAAGUGUCUCCCGCUCCGGCUCGACGUCUUCCCGCGGCGGCGGCGCGAAGCGACCGGCGCGCGCGAAGAAGCCCUCUACCGACAUUACGAACGCCGAUGCCGCCCCGCCGAAUCCCGACCCGGCCGUGUUCGAGGCGGCGUUUGUGAUUGACGACAGCGACGAGCCCAGCAGGGCGGGCACGCCGAAGCCGCAGGUCCCCGAGAAGGACGGCGUCGCGGUCAAGAACGGGGAGGGCGAGCCCAACUCCAAACCCGACGAUGCGGACGCCUCAAAAGCCGCCGCCGGGGACAGGGCGAAAGGCGACGGCGAGGAUGGCGCAGGACGGGGCACGUCGUCGUCGUCGUCGUCGUCGUCGCAGGACCUGAGCCCCGAGAUCAAGCAGCGCCUGCGCAAGCUGGAGAAGCUCGAGGCCACGUACCCUGAACUAUUGCGAUCCUACCGAGUCGCCCACAAGCGCGCGACCGCCAUCGAGCCCUUCGAGAAGGCCCUCCGCGAGAACACGCCAUUGACGUCCAUUGGCGACCCGGACGCGCUCGUCGAGUACCUCAACCAGCUGAACCUGCGGGGCGACAUGGUCAUGCAAGAGCUGAAGCGCGUCUCUGCUGACAAGGAUGAGCUCAAGAAGAAGCACGACGAGGCCCAAGAUAAGCUCGCCCAGGUCCAGGAGGAGCUCGACAAGGUCAAGGCGGGCAAGUCAGGCGACGACGCCGCCGCAGAGGACACGGACAAGCCCACGGCGGACUCUGCGACGACGGACACCAAGGAGGACAAGGCGCCGGAAAAGGUCAAGUCGCCCGUGGCAUCAGUCAUUGGCAUGUUCUCCCCCAAGCAAAAGGCGCAAGCCGUCGAGGAAAAGACGGACGGCGAGGACUUCUUUUCCUACGACGAAGAGAUUCCCCAGCUGCAGGCCGACGUCGCGGCCAAGACGGACGAGAUUGAGCGGCUCAAGACCGAGGCCGAGGACCUCAAGAAGGAGCUCGCCGCCGUCAAGGAGAAUAGCGCCGGUCUCGUGGCGAACCUUGAGAACGCGACGAGGGAGCUGAGCGAGUCGCGCGAUGCGGCUGCGUCCCGCGACUCGUGGCAGUCGCAGCUGGACGAGCGGACCAAGGAAAUCUCUACCUUGACAGAGAAGCUGGCCAAGGCCGAGGCACAGCUGAAGAAGCUCGAGGAAGAGGCCUCGGAGGACAAGAAGACUCACGCGGCCAAGGUCAAAGAACUCGAAAGCACCUUGGCCACGUCCGACAAGAAGAGGGCCGACCUCGACUCUGAGCUGUCCAAGGCAAACGCAGCCAAGACGGUGUCCAAGAAGCUCAUUGACGACCUCAACACACAGAUUGAGGGGCUCAAGAAGGACAAAUCGGAGGCGCAGGCCAAGAUGGAUGCGCUGUCCAAGAAGCUGGAAACGAAACCGUUGUCUACGCCGGCGGCGAAGCCCCCCGAUGCUGCGCCUGCGCCUGCGUCUACACCGUCGACCGCGGCUACGUCCAAGAAGAAGAAUAAGAAGAAGAAGGGCAAGGGCGGUGCGGGCCCCGCCGCAGCUGUCGCCGAAGAAGCUACGAGCGAGGCGACGGAGCCGGCGGCCGAUGUUGGUGAUGCACUGGGGAGUGCCGCGCUCGAGGCGGAAAUCGCCAAGCUCAAGGACGAGGUCAAGGACAAGGACACCCAGAUCGAGAAGCUAUCGCAGCGACGCAAGACGGAAGAGGACCUCCGCGAGGAGAUUGAGAACCUGCAGGAGAACCUGCUCAACAUUGGCCAGGACCACGUCGAAGCCAAGGACAAGAUCAAGGAGCUCGAGGCGGAGAAGGCGGCGCUGAAGAAGCAGAUUGCCGAGCUGGAAGAGAAGAUGGGCGCCUCGACUACGGAUGCCGCCGCCAGCGCCAAGCUGCAGGCCGACAUGGAUUCGCUACGAAAAGACUACGACGACCUCAAGGACAAGUCGGCUACGCUGCAGUCGGACCUGGGCGCCGCACAGCAACUGGCGCAGACCCGCUUCAAGGACCUCUCGGACCUGCGAGAGGUGCUGCAAAAGGCGCAGCCGGAGCUCAAGACGCUGAGGCAGGAAUCUGCCGAGCUCAAGACGGUCAAAGAGGACCUUGCCGCCAGGGUCAAGGAGCUCAAGGAGAUGGAGAAGAAGGAGAAGGACCUGAAUCGCGAAGCAUCACGGGCGCAGCAGCUCUCGACAGACCGCGAGACGGAAGUCAAGGGCCUGCAAGAGAAGCUCAAGGCGGAGGGCUCCGGCAAGCAGCAGGCAGAGGAGGCGAAGCGCACGGCAGAGCGCAACCUGCGGCGCGCCGAGGCAGACAAGGUGGAGCUGAGCGCAAAGGCGGAAAAGGCGGAGCGAGAGCUGCAAAAGGCGCAAGACGAGGUCAACAAGCUGCGCCCCAAGGUCAAGGAGCUGGAGGAGCAGCUGCACAAGAUGAAGCGGGAGAAGACGGCGGCGCAGGAAGAGGCCGAGUUCAAGGCGCAGCAGUACACCAACGCGCAGAGCCUGCUGGGCAGCAUGCGGGACCAGACGGCGGAGCUGUCGACUCAGCUCAAGGAGGCCAAGUCGCAGGCCGAGUCGCUCGAGGAGGAGCUCGGCGAGGUGCAGCGGCUGCUGCAGGAGCGGACGCGCGAAGGCGAGACGAUGCGGCGGCUCCUGGCCGACGUGGACGAGCGGGCGGACGGCAAGGUGCGGGAGAUGCGGGGGCGGAUGGAGGCGGCCAUCGAGGAGCGGGAGCGCAUCGAGGACGAGUCGAGCACGCUGGCGCGGCGCAAGUCGCGGGAGACGGAGGAGCUCAAGCACCGGAUCCGGGAGCUGGAGCGCGAGGUCAAGACGCUGGGCAACGAGCGCGACGAGCUCGAGGAGCGGCAGCGCGAGUGGAAGCGGCGGCGGGAGGAGCUCGAGGCGGUGGAGAGCAAGGCGGAGGCGGAGACGGAGGAGAUGCGGACGACGGUGUCGCAGCUGCGGUCGGCGCUGGACGCGUCCGAGGGCCAGCUGCGCGACAACGAGAAGCAGCGGGCGGACCUGCGCAAGAUGCUCGACGACUCGCGGCAGCGGUACGAGCGGAUCGCGCGGGACCUCAAGACGGCGCAGGCCAAGAUGCUGUCGAGCAGCACCGUCGGCGGCUCGUCGUCGCGGACGUCGACGGACUCGAACCGCAGCGGCGGCGUCAACGGCGGCAGCGGCGGGAGUGGCGGCGGCGGCGACACCAUGUACCUGAAGACGAUUCUGCUGCAGUUCCUGGAGCAAAAGGACGGACGGCUGCGGGCGCAGCUGGUGCCGGUGCUGGGCAAGCUGCUCAAGUUUGACAAGGCGGACGAGCAGAAAUGGCUCAACGCGGUGCAACACAUUGAAGUGCGAUAG